Wasmannia auropunctata (little fire ant) is the source of this 2161-nucleotide messenger RNA. RefSeq names its product heart- and neural crest derivatives-expressed protein 2 (gene Hand). The record is from RefSeq and is a predicted model, not a curated record. NCBI's taxonomy places the organism in Eukaryota, Metazoa, Arthropoda, Insecta, Hymenoptera, Formicidae. Gene Ontology annotation, biological process: developmental process; regulation of transcription by RNA polymerase II. The transcript is spliced from 3 exons. Gene Ontology annotation, molecular function: RNA polymerase II transcription regulatory region sequence-specific DNA binding; DNA-binding transcription factor activity, RNA polymerase II-specific; protein dimerization activity. The coding region runs from base 664 to 1536 and encodes 290 amino acids.
CAACGGGGGGUACGGCAGAUCGGAUACCGCAACGAACUGUCCGCUUUCUCAGUGUCCCUUUGACUGCAACAUUCGAAACUGCAUCGUCGCUAUUCGACAGCCGAGCGCAAAUAUAGCGUCGACUAGCUUCGGCUUAGCGAGUCGAGUGACAGGCCUGCGCUGAAAGCUCGCGACACGAUUACCCGGACGCGAGCAAGAAAUUGAUUGAUCGAAGAUAAGAAAAUAUGAGACAUAAUACGUAUCGAUAAUAACUUUCGCUUCGUCGGACGAGAUUCAAGUGGAAGUUAAAAAGAUCGUCGAAAAAUAAAAUAAUCUGUGUUUUUAUCAAUAUACAAAAUAUAAGCAAAUCGUCGAUAAAUUUGUUCAGAUGAAGUUCGAGUGCAAGUUGGAGAGACCUUCAUGCUUGAGAUGUAUAAUAAACAAAAAUAAUAAAACAUAACAAUCGGACGACGACUUUUGUUCCUCUAAAAGGUGUCGGAAAGGCCUUCGCGAUUAGAAAAUAACGAAAUAUUAAUAUAAAUACAAUAAAAUAAUUGAGCCUAAAUUAAAUAAAAUAUAAUAAACUGAUUGACAACAAAUUUAAGUUCGAGAAUUUGAGGUGAACGUUUUGUGUGAAGUUGUGACAAACUUAAAGACCCUGACACGGUGAUAAUAUCAGGCAACAUGCUUGGCGGAUACGAGGCGCAAACAGAGUAUUAUCCGCAGUGGCAUCAACCAUAUAAUUAUGUCACUCAACUUCCCUACGGACCCCUCGGCACGGUUCCCGAUGCCGACAGCCAGUCCACGUACUGGGGCGCGGAUUCCGGUAUUUCGGGGGGUAGCUCGGGGGCCGGCAGUCCCACCGCGUCGACGCCACCCCUUAUCGAGGAGAUCGGCGUCCAGGAGCCAAGUUAUUCACCUCUGCAGCAAUACGUGCACCCGUCGGCCGGUCAGCACUACACCACCUUGCCGUACCCCCACGGACAACAGGAAACGUCGCCCCACCAUCAUCACCAUCAUCCACACCAUCACCAUCAUCAGUCUAGUCACCGACGCGAGCAUGAGUUUGCGAGCGCUCCGAUUGGCCAGCAGGUUGUUGGCGAUGCCCUUCAGCAGCAUCUUCAUCAGGACGUUCGCGAGGGUGGCGUGGUGGCGCCCAGGCCGAAGAGGCGAAACACCGCGAACAAGAAGGAGAGACGAAGAACUCAAUCCAUCAAUAAUGCCUUUUCUGACCUGAGGGAAUGCAUUCCUAACGUGCCCUCGGAUACAAAAUUAUCAAAGAUCAAGACUUUAAGGCUAGCCGCGUCCUACAUUGGAUAUCUGAUGGCGGUGCUGGAAAGCGACGAGGGAGAGGAACCGCAGACCUUCCGCGCGGAGAUUCUCUCGAAUGGCAGGAGGAAUAAAGCGGCACAGCCUAAUCAAAAUGAAUCGUGUUUGCAAUCCGCCUCGAAUCUCGGCCACGACGAACCGACGAAGAGCAAAGGACGGACUGGUUGGCCGCAGCACAUGUGGGCCCUCGAAUUGAAGCAGGAAUCACCGACCAGCCAGAUGCAAUAAAAUAUAACCGGGGACACCGCUGUCAAAACAUAUCCGCGAUAUUUCACAAAAUAUCGCUCGAAACGAUCGUUCCUUUUUGCGCCUGACAUUACUUUUUACCGUCGGAAAGAAAACGCGAUGCGCGAUUUAACGGCUGACGACGUCUUUCAAACAUUUUCGAAUGUCUCAUGGAAGAAUUACGUAUGUAAGAAAUUCGAAAUUACUGAGGAAUAAUAAUUCGUAAUUUUGUUGAUAAAAUAAUGUUUUAUAAAAUAAGAAAGUCCCAAAUCACGUUGAAAAAUGUUGAGAAGUCGCGACCGGGGAGAGAGAUAUAAUUAUUCGGUGUAAAAAGGAUGAAAUUAUUUCUUGUAUAUAGCAUACGUUCAUCAUUGUUGUGUAUAUAAAUAGAGUUCCGUUUCUUCUAUAACAGUCGGUAUUCAUACUUUGAGCCAAAGAAUAUUAUUUUACUGAUGACUCUUUUUUUUGUAAGCUAAUAAUAACGCGAUUAAGUUGUAAUUAUGAUUACAAUUUUGAGUUGAAUACGUGUCGUUGAGUAGAAUUAAGAACCUUUGUAAAGUUUUGUAUAAAGUAUCGUUACAAAAAUGUGUAAAAUGUCGCCAGCAAUAAACUAUGUACCAUAAUAAAA